This is a messenger RNA of Aplosporella prunicola CBS 121167, 1722 nucleotides long. RefSeq lists its product as uncharacterized. Lineage: Eukaryota; Fungi; Ascomycota; Dothideomycetes; Botryosphaeriales; Aplosporellaceae. Bases 38 to 1627 code for a protein of 529 amino acids. The record is from RefSeq and is a predicted model, not a curated record. The transcript has a single exon.
AUCCGAAUUAAGUCAGAUCUAAAAUUCCGAAGUCAAAAUGACUCCGAAAAACAACGAGACAGACCGCAUCACAGAGCGUGUGAUUGCCGAAUGGGACGAUGUCAAGGCUGGCAAGCCGCGAUUCUUAGGCAACACGAAAGACACUUCCUUCCAGAUGACGAUGAGGCUCGAUACGCACUCCAAACCAGAACUUCUCCUCUGGUUUCACAUAGUUGUCAGAGUCAAACACCACUGGCAUUCUCACAAUCCGCGUUCCAAAACACUGUUCUUCGUUAUCCAAGCGGACAUGUUCGACUUCGCCCUCGAGCAAGGCUGUUUCAUGACGCAGCCUGUGACUGACCUGCGCCUUCUGCCGCCUACUAUUUGUGCCUUGAGUGAGGCCAAUCUGGGUCCGCUCGACGCCAUCUAUCGCCUGCGUUUCAAACUCAAAACAUGUGGCAACGUGCUCAUGCCACGAACUGAUACCCCAUUCUUUCCCGCUUCCGACAAAGCCAGGGAUCUACUGCAAGGCCUGCAAUCUCUCUCUCAAGCUAAAGAUUUCUGUAUCUACAUCCCGCUUAAAGACAAGAAUUUUCUAUCUAUGGACAAGAAGGAGGUUCCCUGCGAUCUGGCCGCGAAACAAUUGUGUGAACUGGUUGCUACCAAGCAGAUGGUGACCCACAAGAUUGACUUCGAAUCCGCUUACAAAGAUGGCGCCCAAUGGAACGUGUGGAAGAACUUUGACUUGAAAACCGCUUGUCAAAAGCCAAAGGCUAAGAAAAAGGUCGUAGAAGCCGAGGAAGCUGGACCGUCUACAGCAUUCUCCGUUGCCGUACAGCAAGAGCACCAAACAGCUAGCGAAGAGGUUGUUGAGCCCUUUGCCGCUCUCCCGCCCGGAUACGAUGAAGCAACCUCUACAAAUAACCCUGACCGUACACGUCCUGAUGGACAGUCGGCGGCCGCUCCUGGUGCUCAGAACGCAAGACGGGCAUGGAUGCAGCUUGGUCUUGACCUGGACGGCGAGGAAACGGAGGCGGAAGAGGCAACGGAAGUGCCGGCCCCAACCGUGGAAACGCGCCAACACGAAGAUGCCGUACCCGCUGUUGCUGCCACUACUGUGCCCGUUGUUCACGCUGCUCAUGCUACGGUCUCUGCUGCGGCCCCUGCUACUUCUCCCGCUGCUCGCUCCGCAGAAACAUCGCCAGGCGCCACUGCCGGAGAAGAUCGGCAGAACAAGCGCAAGCCGCGCAACUCACCAUCCGAAGAAGAUGUCGAGCCCAGCGAUGUUGGAGAGGAAACCCGCGCGCCUCGUCGUCGCGCCCGCAAACAAGUGCGUUUCCACGACACGGCUGAACAAUUGCCUCACUGGAUGCGUGCACACCAGCGCUCGCAACCAACAGCGUCUCAUGUCGCUAGGUCGGCGCUCCGUCCCCUCACGCCAGGCUCCACGCCCGCGAUGCUCCGCAAAGAACUCGCCAAGUUCAUCGUCUGGCUCAUGGACGUGAAUGUGGAACUCGAAGAGGUUUACGAGGAUGUGCUGUGGACGCUUGGGAAGGCGGCGGGGGCGGGAGAUGAGAAGGAAUUUCAGCGCAUCAGAGCCAGGUGCAAGGCUGAUGUUUUUUGCCGGUACAAGCGUAAGGAGGCGUAGCGCGGUGGAUGUGGAUAGGGAGUGAUGUUGAAUCCUUUGGUCCAGAUAUACCAAGAUACCAGAAACUUCAUUCUGCGAAGGUCAAUCCAAACUAU